Molecule: messenger RNA, 3837 nt
Organism: Symbiodinium sp. CCMP2592
Lineage: Eukaryota; Dinophyceae; Suessiales; Symbiodiniaceae
Source: the annotation of a GenBank genome assembly
AUGUCAGUGGAUACGGAACUUCAGAUCAGUGUCGAUGAUGAUUGGGUUCCUGACGAACGUGUGGUUCAGCAUGACGACAGGGGCCAUGAAGACAAGGACACUUCGCAAGCAGAUGGGUCGGAUGCAGAUUUUGGGCAGAUCGAGAUGAUGCAGGAUGCCGUGGCUGACUUCAUUAGCCAACUCAAGCUCACAAGUUCCGACAUGUUGCGGACGACGGCGGCACAUCGACCACUGUGGCGCUUUGGGCGGCCGCUACGCGAUGGGCGAUAUUCGCGGCAGCUGUACGGAUGGAGCGGUGUGACAGGGCGGGUCGCGCAGUUUUGGAGCCACUCUUGGCAUGGAUCGGUUGUGGCGAAAGUACUGUUGCUGCUGGUCAUGUACAAUGGCUUGCCGGCUGUUUUGGUCGGGAGCACAUCUGUGGCAAUCACAUUGCUACUGCAGCAUGCAUGUUUGCUUCCAUGCAGCAUCGAACGGAACGGACAAUCAGCCAUUGCCGUUGGUGUCGGUUUGCUGACCAGUUCUUUGACCUUCGCCCUUUGGCGGUCCGGACAUCGGGUCUUCUUGGACAGGAUCUGCAUCCACCAGACAGAUGAGAAGUUGAAAAUGAUGGGUCUGCUGAAUGUCGGGGCAGUGUUGAAGAAUUCAGAUUCCCUGGUCGUUUGCUUAGAUGAUACCUAUAUCCGGAGGCUCUGGUGCAUGCUAGAAGUCUCUGCAUUUCUGAAAAGUAAUGGCCAGGAUGGGAUCAACAUCAAACCCACCAGCUGGGGUGUGAGUAUCGUUAUCCUAUUCUUGUCAGGAAGCGGCAUCAUGCUCGGUGCAUCGGUCGUGGGUGCGAUUCUCAAGCAGUCGGCUGGCGUGACCACUAUUCUGGGUGAUGGACAGCGGAUGGGCUUCUUGCUUUGGGCGAUACUCGGCAGCACAUUCGUGCCUGGUUCCUUGAUCACCUUGUCGUUGGUAAGCCGGUCCUUGCGUGCGCACUUCCGAGCGGUCGAUCGCAUUGUCAAACAGCUGGAAACGUUCUCCAUCAAGGACGACACCGUCUCCCAUUGCUGCACUGUGAACCACCUCGACCGCCAAACCGGCAAGAAGAUUCCAUGUGAUCGCAUGAUUCUUGAAAAAUGCCCUGGUGUUGUGGUUUUCAAGAAGCUCACAGCCAGCACAGUGCCCUACUCUUGGAUUGUGGCUGCCGGCAGCCCUCUCCUUUGGUUUCAUGCCGGGACUGCAGCUUAUCAUCUGCGGACAGAGAAUUACGAGGCCGCAGCGAGGCUUGUAUUCUACGUUCCAUCCUGGUGGCUGGCGAUUGGCCCAACAUACCUCCAACUUUUUGUGUGUCUCCUUCGCCGCGUUCGUCGACAGCGCCAAAGUGCUUGCCAGGAGGUGCUGAUCAAUCUCGGAUGCUCCAUGUACGCCGCGUUCAUUUACUUCGCCGUUGCUUCGUUUGAAGGCCUAAGCGCGGCGCAACGGAACAUGGUCGAUGAUGUGAUGCAGGUUCAAUCGCAGGCCAUCGAGAGAAUACCCGGCAUGCACGCCGAAUGGUCGAUGAUUGAUGUUUUGGCUUUCGGCUUCAAGGUGAGCCGUGCAGGAUUACCACAACAUCCCGAAGUUCAGCAGCCCCUUCGAUUUGCAUUGCGAUGUACUUCCGGCCGCACGCAUGGCAAGUCAGAGAGAAAGUUCAUGCAAGCAGCUGCAUUGCAACGAACCUGCAGAUUUCCGGAAGCCGAAAUCUCAACAGCGAAGGCCCAGCCUCAAACUGCUCUCAAAGAGGACCUCAUGGAGCUUUUCUGCGCCCGGCAGCGACGAAAGUUCUCUCGCGGAAUCAAGCGCAAGCCGAUCACUGUGCUGAAGAAACUCCGAAAGGCCAAGCGCGAGACCGCCUAUGGUGAGAAGCCCGAGGCCGUGAAGACCCAUCUGCGGAACAUGGUCAUCGUGCCGGAGAUGAUCGGCUCCGUGGUCGGCGUCUACAACGGAAAGCAGUACAUCAACGUUGAGAUCAAGCCCGAGAUGAUCGGCCACUACCUCGGUGAGUUCUCCAUCACCUACAAGCUUCUGAGAGAGCUGAACGCAGAAGACAGACACUUGAACUUUGUCCGCGAUGCUGUGGCUGUUGGCCUGGAUGAGCAGAUAGGAGAUCUGAGUGGGGUCGUUUUGCAGCAGCAGGAAGUGCAACGGAGUGAAGAUGGGUUCAGCUUGCUGCCGUACCAACGCAGUGCUGUGGAGUAUACCCUCCAGCGUUCUGGCCGCGUGCUCCUGGGCCACGAGAUGGGGCUCGGCAAGACCGUCAUCGCUUUGGCGGUUUGUGCAAACUACAGGCAGGAUUGGCCUGUUUUGGUCGUGGCACCCCCGGUGCUGCUCGAACAGUGGCGCGAUGAGAUUCAGCGAUGGUUGCCAGACAUUCCGGCAGAGGGCAUUCAAGUCGUUCGCAAAGUGAUGCACAUGAAGAACAAGCAGAAAGUGCCAGUGGAGAUCAAACCGACAGCGAAAUUUGUUUUGGUGUCUUACGGCCUCGUCGUUGGACAGAUGCAGCGCAAGGGUGUUGCAAAAGGUGUGGGCGGUGGUCAAAGCAAUGGGCAUCUACGCGUCGCAGCGAACGGCCAGCCGUACCGCACGGUGAUCAUCGACGAGGCCCACGCGCUCAAGGAUUUCAAGACGCAGCGAACAAAGACCUUGAUUCCUAUCCUGCACAGAGCUACGCGUGCGAUCCUGAUGACGGGCACACCGCUUGCGAAUGCGUCGGCCGGCGAUAUCCUCCCACUCAUGGCUGCUGUUAUCGGCGACUGCAUUCGUUUGCCACCUGUGGACGAGUGGUGCGCGCAUUUCUGUGCCGAGAACAGGCCAUUUAACACAGGAUGGAGGACAAUCAGUCGUUGGAUUGGCGUGAGCAAAGAGCAUGAGGAAACGCUCUCCGAGCUGUUGCGGCUCUUCAUGGUGCGUCGGACGAAGGAAGAAGUGCUUGCUGAGUUACCCCCAAAAAGGCGCUUGAAGGUGCGCCUCGAGCUGACCUCAUCAGAGAUGGGGCCCGUCACCAAGCAGCAGCAAGCUAUUGCAGCUUUCGAAAACGCCGCCAAAGAAAGGCAGGAAGGCGAUGAGAUCGACAGUCUGCCCAGCCACGAGAUCAUGAAGAUUUUCAAGCUGCUGGCAGAAGCAAAGCAGGGCGCAGUCUGUGAUUGGUUGCACACCUCGUUUUUUGAUGAGCAGGCAGGGGUGAAGACCAAGGUGUUGAUCUUCGCUCACCACAAGUGCGUCCAUGAGAAGUUGGCGGAAUUUUUCAAGAAGCAGCUCGGCGAGAGCAGCUGUGGCGAGUCGUGGGUCCACAUCACGGGCGAAACGAGUCCAAGCGCACGAAGCAAGCAGCUGGAGAUGUUCAAGUCAGCUCAGCGCUGUCGCUUCGCUGUUCUGGCACUGACAGCAUGUGGCACGGGGCUGAAUCUUGACAUUGCUGACACGUGCAUCUUCGCCGAGUUGUGUUGGACACCCAGCGCGCUCAACCAAGCAGAGUCGAGGAUACACAGGAUGGGGCAGCAAGCCAGCCGAGUGCUCGUGUACUAUUUGGUUGCUGGUGGUCGUGGUUCACCUGACGAGAUUAUGUUUAAUGCCCUGGCAACAAAGUCUGAGACCGUCAGCAGGGUUGUCGACCAUGAGCUGGAUCAUCCCUCUACGCUGCGAGACUCGCAGCUGCUGACUCCAAAGCGCAAGAGGCGCAGCAGCCACGUAGACGAGGUCGGAGAGACGCCAGAAUCAAAGCCGAAGCGUCCGGCUCGCAGGCAGCCGGAGACAGCGCCCGAAAACAACUGGGGCUUUGUCCGACUGUCUCUUGCAGAGCUGUUAGGUCUAUUCUGA